AUGAACACUCCUCCGCUCUCUCCGACAUACACCACAGUCAAUCGAUGUGGGCCUAACGCCGAGGCCAGUCAGUCAGCCAGAUACACCCCACCUCGACCGCCUGUCUGCUGUCUGUGGGCUGGCAUAAGUGGUGGUGACGGUGGUUGUGGUGAUGGUGGUGGUGACUACGUCGUUAGUGAGGGAGACGGUGUCGAGCGCGCCGCCGCCGUUCACAAUCCAGAGGAUUCUCUCCCAGCAACCAUCGCCGAUGACACAAAGGACAAUUUCGCAAUAAGGAUGCAUUUGGAGGCGAUUCAGUACGUCGUGAUGACAGUGGUGAUCGUUCAGACGAAAGACGGUGUACAGAUGGAUGAUGGCGUCGCCAACGAAACGCAUUAUCGCAGGCCGAAUCGUCGACGACCGACGCACCUGACCCACACCGUAUUAGGGCUGUGGUUGUGUUUCAUUCUUCAAUCAAUCGUCGAACUUCUUCUGAUACGUCGCGUCGACGUUGACGUUGGCCGUCGACGUGCUGAGGACGGACAACUGCGCUUAAGAUGA
Molecule: messenger RNA, 540 nt
Organism: Angiostrongylus costaricensis
Lineage: Eukaryota; Metazoa; Nematoda; Chromadorea; Rhabditida; Metastrongylidae
Source: the annotation of a GenBank genome assembly